CGCCCUGUAAGGGCGUUCGCUGGGAACCUCCCGUUCCCCGUGUCCCCUCUCGCUCCGGCCGAAGAGCCAUGGAGUUCCCGGUGUCCGCACGGCUGGCGACCACCGGCGAGCUGCUGGCGGUGGUGGACGCAAAGCCCCACGAGACCGUGGCAGCGCUCCGCAGCGCCAUCGCCGAGGCGGCGCGGGAGACUUGUUCCCUGUGGCUCUUGGCCCAUGGGCGCCUACUGCUGGACGGCGAGCUGCUGCUGGAUUUGCAGCCCAGCGACUCUGCCAGGCUCAUGGUGGACAUCGUCCGCUGCGAGAACAUGCCGGCCCUCGCCCCACCGCCUGCGGCCCCGACGAAUCUCCGGCUCUUCCCGCGCUGCGCACUCACAGGUGACCUGAUGGGUGAACUGCGGCUGUGGCCACUGGACACUGUGGCCGCCCUGCGGGCGGCGGUGAGGAAUUUGCUGCCACAGGAGGGGCCCCUACAGCUGCUACUGGGAGACGAGUGCCUUGCCGGCCCCGUGUCUUUGGCCAGUGCCGGCCUGAGGGACGGGCUGGUGCUGGACGUGGUGCGCUGCGAGCCUCGGGCGCUCUUGACCGCCUCCGCGGACGGGGACCUGAAGAUCUGGGACGACCGGGGCACGGUCCUUGCCACGCUGCCGCAAGGCGAAUGGGUGAACUCUGUGGACUUCCACGCCGAGACGCUGAUGCUGGCAGCGGGGCUCUUUGACUGCACGGUGCGCCUCUCCAGCUUGGAGGAGCGCCAGAACGAGGGCGAGCAGGGAGGCCGCGUGCUGCGGGGGCACGAGGGCCCGGUGCUCUCCGUGGCCUUCUCAGAGGACGGGCGCCUAGUCGCCUCGGCCGCCUUCGACCACAGCUGCCGCCUCUGGCGGGUCUCCAACGGCCUGUGCCUCCGGAAGUUCGAGCACUCCGAGGGCCUGAACUCCGCGGCAGUGAGGACAGUGGCCGGCGAUGGCCUGGGCGUGGAGGUCUUGACGUCCUCUUUGGACCGAACAGCCCGGGUUUGGGCCACGCGAAACGAUGCGGACGCGGACGUGGCGAUCUGCGACGCUGACGCGACGUUGGAGCACCCGGAAGAAGUGACUUCCGCAAAGUAUGCGCCCAAGGCGCAGGCGGCGAUGAUCAUCACCAGCUGCACGGAUCACAAGGUGCGGCUCUGGGACGCCUCCGGCAAGCUCCUCCGCGUGCUGGGCGGCUUCUCCGUGGCCGCCACCUGCGCGGUGUUUUCCCCCAGCGGCCGCUUGUGUUGCGCCAGCGGCGCCAACGGAGAGGCUCGGCUCUGGGACGUGGAGGGCUCUGAGCUGCUGACGCUCCACGCCCACCGCGACGUUGCCACCUCGCUGGCCUUCUCCAGCGACGGCCAGUGCGUGGUGACGACCAGCAGCGACGGCACGGCGCGGGUGUGGGACAUCGAGAGCUGCAGAAGCGAGGCGCUGCUGGCAGGCCACCGAGACGCAGUCAUGGCCGCUUGCUUCCUCAGCAGAAGUGACCUCGAGCUGCGGCCGACAAAAGACUCGACGAAAUGA
Molecule: messenger RNA, 1532 nt
Organism: Effrenium voratum
Lineage: Eukaryota; Dinophyceae; Suessiales; Symbiodiniaceae
Source: the annotation of a GenBank genome assembly